UUCAGCUAUGUUUUUUCCUCACCUCACAAGACCAAUACCGAUGACUAAUCUACCACAGGGGCCACAGAAUCCUCCUGUAGCUAAUAUGAGUAAUGCUCAAAAUUCCCAUGGACAAUCUCUCAUUGUGCAGUCUCAACCAAUGGAUAUGGCCUCUAAUACACAACCUUUACAACAAGUAUCACAACAACCAUCAACUACUCCAAUGCAAAUUACUGAAGCUUCUUCUCGACCUGCACGGAAAAAAAAUGUUAUUAAAAUAAUUGAUCCUGAUACAGGCUGUGAAGUUGACUUAUUUAAUUCAUUACAAGGGCCACCAAGUGCUGAUGAAUUGGAAAAGAUGAAAGUUCAAAGCCAAUUCCAAAGUCAAGUACAAAGUGCUGUUAAAAAAGAUGACACUAAAUUAUCUGAUAAUAAUAUGAAUAAUGAAGGAGGAGAAAAAGUUCGAAAUGAAUUCCAAUCACAAGUCAAAAAAUUGGCAAGUGAAAGCACUUCAGUACCCUCAAAAGCCAUAGAUAUUGACACUCAGGUUUCUGAAGAAGUUGUUAAUCAAGUUGAAGAAAUAAGUGUUGAUUCUGUUAAUACAGAAGAAGUGCCUAUUGCUAUAAAUAAUUCAAUUGAUAUUGAUAUUGGUAGUGUUACUAUUAACACUGAAGAUACCACUUUAGUUGUUAAUGAAAGUGAAAUAGAAACAACACCAACAAAUUUAUUACCAAGUUCUACUAUUACUCCUCCUGAAAUACAGAUACAAAAUGCUGAUGUAACUAAUGUUUCAGAGGAUCCUAUUCUUUUAAAAAAGACUACAGAUGAAGAAACUGUUAAAUCAGUUAAACCAAAAAAACAUAAAAUCAAAAAGAAGAAUAAUCAGCAGAAGAAUUUGGUUAAAGUUGAUGCCAACGAUGGAGUAAAAGUAGAAAAUACAAUUGAAACUACUACUAUUGAGCCUGUCAUCGAAUCAAAAACUACUGAUAUUUCAAAAAAACAAGAAAAUAAGGAGAAUGAGGAUAAUAAUCAUGACUCUAAAAAUGAAGAAGAGGAGAGUAUUAUUCCAAAACAGGAAGAAUUAUUACAACAACCGGAAGAGACCCAAAAUAACGGAAUUAAACAUGAACCUGAGGUUGAACACGCAGCUCCAAAAUUGCCCAGUUACUUAGACAGUUUACCUUAUGCUGAAGGACAAUGGAGUUUUACAAAUCCGACUGGAAAAAAAGUGUAUUCUAAGUUAUUUUUAAUAAAACUUGGUAAUGAAGCUGUCUGUCAAAAGAAGCCUGAUGUGUUAAGAAACUGGAGUAAUAUAACCAAAUCAUCUAGUGCACCUCAAUUUAAUUCAUUAGGUGGGAUGGUAUCUAAUUCACUAAGGUCCCAAAGUGCAAGUGCAACUGGAUUUAUGCCUUCCUAUUUCAAACCUGGUAAUAGUCAACGUGGUAGUGGUAUGCCUAUUAUGCAACCAGGUGCUAAACGUAACAGUAGUCAAGGAAAAACAGCAAGUAAAACAGCAAAACCUAACACUAUUCAUAUGUCUCUUUCUUUAAGAGAAGAAGUUAAAUUAAAUCAGACUGAAAAUGCUUGGGUUCCAACAGCUGCUAAAAAAGCUACCAAGUCAGAUUUAGUUAAAACAAAAAAUGAAGAGGAACUAAAGAAUGAUGAAGUAAACAAGAGCGUUCGAUCAAUUUUAAAUAAAAUAACUCCUGACAACACACCUUCAUUAACUGAGCGUUUUAAAGCAUUGCCAAUAGACACUAUUGAACGUUUAGAGAAAACUAUUGAUUUAGUUUUUGAAAAGGCUAUAGAAGAACAAAGUUUUGCACCUCUUUAUGCAUCUCUAUGUUCAGCUAUGCAAUCAGUACAAGUUAGUUCCAAGGAUGGUAAAACAGCAUCUUUUAAGAAGUUAAUUAUAAGUAAAUGUCAAAGCCUAUUUGAAUUAGAUAAGGCCCAAGAAAUGGAUUCUGCUAAGAAACUAACUGAAAUCAAUUCAUGCAAAGAUCCAGAAAAAAAGAAAGAACUUCAACUUGAAUUUGAAGAAAAUGAACGAAGAUUACGCAAACGUUCUGUAGGAAAUUGCCGAUUUAUUGGUGAAUUAUUUAAACAAAAAAUACUUACUCCAAAUAUUAUGUUGUAUUGCAUUGUGAAUUUAGUCACUAAACAUGUUGAAGAACCACUAGAGUGUUUGUGCAAUUUAUUAAAGACUGUUGGAAAAGAAUUGGAACAAUCUUAUGAUUUAAAUGAGACUUUUGAUAAACUGAAAGCUUUAACAUCCAGAGAGAUGAAAUCCAAGAUUCCUUCUAGAAUAAAGUUCAUGAUACAAGAUGUAAUUGAUUUACGUAGAGACAAAUGGAUACCUAGGCGUACUGAUAGUAAACCUAAGAUGAUAAAUGAAAUAGAAAAUGACGUCAAAAAUGAAGCGAUUGAACAACAAUCUAUAUCACUAGCUUAUAAUAGACCUGAAAAACGAGAUCAUCAUCGUGGUGAUGACAAAUUCAGGGGCGGUGAAAACAAGGGUCGCCGUGGAAAUGAGAAUGAGUGGAAUGUUGUUCAAAAUAAUACUAAGUAUAAGCAACAUAGUUUCACUUUUGAUCAAUCUAAACUACAAGGUUUUAAGGAAACCUCGUCUGUGACAACUUUAGGCCCACCUAAAUGGUCAUUUCCUACGGGUAAAAAUACGUCAUUUACUAGCAGUAACACAUAUGCAGUUCUUAAUGAUGAUAAAAAAUCAUCAAGUUCUUCACAAAUAAUGUCAAAUAAAACCACAUCACGGAAACCAGUUAUAUCUGAAAUUGAAGAAAGACAAAGGAUGAUGUCUGGCGUUGCAAGUAUGAUGAUGCCUCAAUUUGCUCAACCCAUUCCUUCAAUGAAUUCUAGUUCUCAGCCCAAAGAUACUGUUGAAGAACCAAUUGUAUCAGACUCAGAAAUUGACGAUAAAAUUAAUAUGAAAUGUAAAAAUAUUCUUCUUGAAUAUGAGCAAAUGCAAAAUUUAGAUGAUAUUAUUUAUUCAUUAUCGGAAGAUAAAACUUCAGUGAUACGCACAAGGCAUGAAGAGUUUGUGAAAUCAAUGUCACUUAUAACAUUAGAUAGUAGUCCAAUUACCCGAACAACAGUGGCGGGGAAAAUUUUUGCUGAACUAUUAUCCAAAAAAAUUCUUUCUAUGGAGGCCAUAACUCGAGGAAUUGAUGCUGUCCUUAAAGAUUGGAAUGAUUAUUUGAUGGAUUAUCCUCAAUUUUUCUCCUAUAUUGCUGCCAUUACUGCUCCAUUAUUAUUAUCACAGAGUGCUUCCUUUGAUUUCAAUAAUUUAAAAGAUUCUUGUACAUCAAUACGACCAGAAAAUUCUAGUAAAUUUUUUACAGAAGUAUUGAAUAAAAUUCUUAAAUCCAAGGAAACACAAAAUAUUAAAGAACAACUAGGUGGUAUAUUGUGGAUUUACAAUAAGUGGAGGACGUCAGAAUAUGUUCCUCUUGAUGUAUUUAUGCCUAGUAACCAAAUAAAUAAAUUUUAUAAAAAUGAUAGAAUUGGAGUAUUCCUCUUAUCUAUUGCUAUGUAUGAUAAAAUGAAGAUGUCUGAAGGUAAAAAAUUGUACGAAAUAUUUCAUAGUUGGAUAAGUGAUAAUAUCAGUGCAGAAAUAAUAAAAUGCCCUCAAUUUGUACGAGCAUUAACCAUAGCUAUUGUCAUUGUAUGCUCAAAACCAAAUCAUUCUUACGAAGAUUUCUUUGAUCAUGUUCAUGUGAAAUUGUUGACCUGUUAUAUUCGGUCUGAACCACUUCCAGUUCCUGAAAUCCAGGCAAGAGAAGUGCAAUGUCUAUAUGGCAUUCAAAUUAUGUCUGCUGCACUUGAACAUCCUGGAGGAAUGGUAUUAAGACUGUUCCAUAAGCUCUAUCAAGAUAGUGUUAUAAGUAAAGAAUCAUUUGUACUAUGGAAAAAAGAAGAUGAAUUUAAACCUGGAUUUGAUGAAGACUUGGAAACAAAAACUAUGGCUGUUGUAGUUUUAAAUUCAUUUUUCCUUUCACUUGCAACAAACGAUUCUGAUGAGGAUGAAACAGCUGAAUAG
Messenger RNA from Diuraphis noxia (Russian wheat aphid), 4036 nucleotides. Its product is annotated as eukaryotic translation initiation factor 4 gamma 3-like. Gene Ontology annotation, molecular function: mRNA binding; protein binding; translation initiation factor activity. The record is from RefSeq and is a predicted model, not a curated record. Gene Ontology annotation, cellular component: eukaryotic translation initiation factor 4F complex. Lineage: Eukaryota; Metazoa; Arthropoda; Insecta; Hemiptera; Aphididae.